AACGUUUUUCCCCAAACAACAACAUUCAGCCUUUUCUGCUAUGAAAACAUAAAAUUUAUUUUUGUUAGCAUUUGGAUUGCUCUAAUUUCGUCAAUGGUGACUGAUAAUUUUGUUAUUCAUAAAACUUUUAAGUGACAAUGCAAACCAAUCUUGCCAAGCCUGCGGUUAUAAGGAACUUCCGCGUCACCCAUACAAACAAAAUCUAACCCUUCCCCUUCCACCCACUUGGCCUAUAAUUCAGUGUGUCGGUCGGGCUAGUUAAUCAUACAGACAGAGCUUGGUGCUUGGACUGGGUCAUUACUCAUCCCCCCACACAAGCAGGACUGCGAAACUCUCAGCGAGUGUGUGAGACAGGGAGAUAUUUCACUGGAACUACUCCUCCCACUUUUAGUAUUCGAGAUUAAACAUUAUAACAAUACCACAUCAGUGACUUCUGUCGGUGGAUCGUAGUGUAGACACCCUGAAAUAUGGGUCGAAAAAUUUCUGAAAUUGAGGUCCUUGAUGCUGAAAAGAGGCGAGCACCAAGCAAACACUAUGUGUAUGUCAUUCUUGUGACCUGGGCAGAUGGGUCGUCGCUGACAGUGUUUCGACGCUACAGCCGUUUCUUCGACCUUCAGACAAAACUCCUCGACUUGUUUCCAGUUGAAGGAGGAAUCAUUGACCCACAGAAACGAGUUAUUCCAUUCCUCCCAGGAAAAAUAUUUUUUGGGAGAAGCCAUGUCAAGGAUGUUGCUAUGAAAAGGAUGAAGGACAUCAGUGAAUACUGCAAGAGUCUGAUCAAACUACCGUCCCAUAUUUCGGAAUGUGAAGAUGUUUUGGAGUUCUUCGAAGUAGAGCCUGAGGAUUUAGACCCUCCAUCUGCUAACCCGGAGGAUGGGAAGAGAAAAUUGUCCCUUAGUUUAUCCCUUAAUAGCCUCAGCAAAUCGAAGAGCUCCAAAGAGAAGAAGGCGGAGAAGAUCUCGAAGCCCAAGCGUCUGGCCCGCUAUGUGGCAGUGGCGGAGUACACCGUGCAAGCCUCCGGGGAGAUCGCGCUACAGCCCGGCAUGACGGUCGAGGUUCUGGAGAAGUCCGACAGUGGUUGGUGGUUUGUCAACUCGGAGGACGAGCAGGGCUGGGCACCCAGCACAUACCUGGAGCCAGAGUCGGACACUGAGGACAAGUCUGAGGAAGUGAUGAGGGCGAAGCCUGGCUCGGAAGAGAAGUAUCUGUGCAUAGAGGACUUCACAGCGGCGGGUGCAGACGAAAUCAGCCUGGAGAAAGGAGCCGUGGUGGAGGUGGUAGAGAAGUCGAUGGAUGGCUGGUGGCUUGUCAGUUAUCAGGGCAGAGUAGCGUACGCUCCGGGAACCUACCUGAAGAAAGCCACCAACGCGCAGAGCAAGAAUCUGGCAGAUCAGGCUCGGCUGAGCGGGGUUCAGAUCAUCAGCAGUCUACAGGAUGUGAGCAAUCUUCUGAACAAAGAGGAAACCAAAGCAUCAAACUCACAGUCCCCCUCAAACAACCAAGCAUCAUCUGAUGUUGUCAAAAAGCCUGUGGCCUCAGCCGUCGUCAAACAGAGGUCCCUAGAGAGGGGUGGCAGCCUCAACCCGCCCCCGAGACAGAACUCAAUCACCAAAAUCGCCAGCCCCACCUCACAGAGCAAGUCAAAUAUUUACGUCACUAUUGAGGCCUUUGAGGACACAGUUGGAGACGGCUUGAGCUUUAAACAGGGCGAAAAAGUUUAUGUGAAGGAGAAGACGACGUCGGGCUGGUGGUUUGUUGCCCUCGGCCAGGAGGAGGGCUGGGUUCCUUCCUCCUAUCUGGAGUCGUGCACGGACGAUCUGAGAUCAAGCUCCGUCUAUGAGCUGGCCUCCUCUGACGAGCACGGCGACCCAGCAGAGCAGAGUGACGACAGCGACGACAGUGACAAGGACUACGACGCUGACGAAGACUGGUACGUCACACCUGACAGUGAUCUAGGAAGAGAGUCGCAGGCGGGACCGAUUGUCAUCCCAACAACGUCGCCAGACUUGAGAGGCAAACGACCUUUACCCCCUAUCCCUCCAGAAGAAGACCAAGAGGAAGAAAAUAAGCCGGCAGCUCAGCCCAAAAGAUUUGCGGCGAGGCCUUUGCCGCCCCCACCAGCUCCCCCGGUGGAGAGUGAGUCUAAGGCAGAUACCCCGGCCCUCCCUCCAAGCGUACCAACGGUCAAACCAAGCCUGCCAGCGGUCAAACCGAAUGUGCCAAAGGCGCCAUACAACACGGUGGCGAAGGCGACCUCAGGCAAGCCCAAGCCUCAGCUUCCAGACCCCGCCAGUCAAGCCAAACCCGGUGGGGGAGGUAGUGGUGGUGGGGACCUGGCGUCUGUGCUCAAGUCCAAGUUUGAGGCCCGAGCCCGCGCCGCCGCCAGUUCAGAUGAAGAGCUGGAGGAAAACAAGAAAAGUUCCCCUUCUGUGCCCACGACGAAGCCCACACCUUCUGCUGGAAAAGUGUUCCCUCCUGCCUUGCCCAGCAAACCUUCAGAUCUCCGGAAGAGUCCAAGAGAAAGCAGUCCACAGUCCUCAAGACCAAACAUUGGUAGUAAUAAAGGGUUUUCCAAACCGCCUCCGCCGGCGAAAUCAAAGCCAACAAGUGCAGCAGCGAGCAACUCGUCCGCAACUGUUGACAAGCCCAGUGUGCCACUGGUUCCCCUGAAACCAGUCGGUAAACCAGAGCUCGGUAAACCAGAGCAAAGCGGUAACGGCACUUCCAAUCAGGACAAAAAUCAGGGUGUGUCAAAAGAGAAGCCAAAUGUUAAAGCGAUGACAGGAUUAUUCAACAAGCCGGCGAACCCAAAACCCUCCCCGGCAGGCAAGCCCCAGCCAGCUGUUAAGCCAAAACCAGGAGUUGCAGUAAAACCUUCAAUAGCUAGUAAACCAAGUGGUCAGUCAAGUAAACCGAACGGUCAGUGGAAUAAGCCAAGUGGUCAAGCGCAAGUGAACAAUUUGGCCAAUAGUCUCAGCAGCAAACUCAACUUUGGCCAAAGCCCCGCUUCUGAUGUCAACCAAAACAACCCGAAGUUGAAACCAAAGCCAGAGGUUGCUGAGAAGCUGCCGUCGUCUGCUCCUCCCAGUGCUCCGAAACCCUCAUCUCAAGGCCAGGUUUGCGUGGCUGUGUACGACUUUACCGCCGAGAACUCGGGAGAGAUUAGUUUUUGUGAAGGCGAUGAGUUGGAGAUUUUGGAUGAGCAGGACGACUGGAGUUUGGUGCGUUUCUACGACGACGAAGGCUGGGCUCCGACGGGUUACUUAAAGAAAGAGUAACUUAUACAUGGGCUGUAGUUUUUUCACUGUACCCUGCUGCCUGUAUCUGUCAUUCCUGUAUCGCUUAUAUUAUGAGUGGUGCAGCCUUUCUCUUCUUGGUUUUUUUUUUUCUUUUAAUUAAAUAAAUCUUCUUCCAUUUUUUAUCUGCCAAGUACUACCAUAAAAUCAGAGCUCUCUCCUAUUUUUUUGCCUGUCGCAGAACUGCAAUAGGAUAUGCAUAAAAUCUUUUUUUUUUCUUCAAUUCUAUUUCCAUGAGGUCAUAUGUGAUGUUUCGUAAGUGAUGUGAAAAUAUUAAUUUCUGUUUGCAAUAUUUGCAGGACCAAGCAAUAAUAACAUGAAGAUAGAAUUUUUAUUUUGCUUAUUAAAUUUGAUGACUUAGCAAUACGUCUUUAUUUGUUGUUGUAGUGUUAUUACAUAAUCUUGCUGUACUGGAGUCAUGGAGACUCCCGAUUUAUUUAGCCUGUUGAGUUCCUGCGAACUGUCGGCAUCGCUGACCGUUUAUGAUGCCACAGCGCCGGAAGAAAGAGAGAGAGAAAAAGAGAGAGAGAGAGAGAGAAAGAGAGAGAGAGAAAGAGAAAGAAA
Messenger RNA from Aplysia californica (California sea hare), 3860 nucleotides. RefSeq names its product SH3 and PX domain-containing protein 2A. The coding region runs from base 468 to 3278 and encodes 936 amino acids. NCBI's taxonomy places the organism in Eukaryota, Metazoa, Mollusca, Gastropoda, Aplysiida, Aplysiidae. The record is from RefSeq and is a predicted model, not a curated record. Gene Ontology annotation, biological process: superoxide anion generation. The transcript has 15 exons. Gene Ontology annotation, molecular function: phosphatidylinositol binding; protein binding; superoxide-generating NADPH oxidase activator activity. Gene Ontology annotation, cellular component: cytoplasm.